Molecule: messenger RNA, 3559 nt
Organism: Hipposideros armiger (great roundleaf bat)
Lineage: Eukaryota; Metazoa; Chordata; Mammalia; Chiroptera; Hipposideridae
Gene: NOS1
Product: nitric oxide synthase 1
Exons: 22
Coding region: 569-3559 (996 amino acids)
Biological process (GO): nitric oxide biosynthetic process
Molecular function (GO): nitric-oxide synthase activity; FMN binding; protein binding
Source: RefSeq, a predicted model, not a curated record
UCCUGGUGGGGGGACCUGGGACACGUGGUUGGAUGAAGCAGUGCACCCUGGGAACAUGGAGGAAGCAUCUCCUUGACUUGGGGAAGCCAGGGAGACUCCCUGGAGGAGGCAGCUAUGACCUGGGACCUGAAGGAUGAGUGAGCAUCAACCAGGAAGCCCCAGAUCUAAUCUGCAUCUCACGGGCUGCCAAUGCCCAAAGGAUAGCCCACUAGAGCGUGCGUCACCUCUAGACACAUCCACCAGACACUUCUCCUCCCAGCUCGUCUGACCUGUUGCUUCUUCUGACGUCUGCCUGAUCAACCAUCGCUUCCUUAGAGACCCAAGGAAGGAAGCAGACGCAGGAAAUCAUGCCACCGAUAGCCGAACAGCAAUGAGUGGGUGACACCGAGUUGACGUCAAAGACAGACGAGAUUGAGCCCAAGAGCAGCUCACUCUUGAGACUCCUCUCAGCCUCUGCAGCACCAGCCCCCAGGUCCUUCUCAGCACAGCCUGCCGCUGGGCGUCUCCUGGUAAAGUCGUCUUGGCUUGACCUAGUCUGAGGUCUUCAGACCCUUGGACGUUAGACACCAUGGAGAAUCACAUGUUCAGCGUUCAGCAAAUCCAGCCCAACGUGAUUUCUGUCCGCCUUUUCAAGCGCAAAGUCGGGGGCCUGGGAUUCCUGGUGAAGGAGCGGGUGAGCAAGCCCCCCGUGAUCAUCUCCGAUCUGAUUCGCGGGGGUGCCGCAGAGCAGAGUGGCCUCAUCCAGGCCGGAGACAUCAUUCUGGCGGUCAACGGCCAGCCCUUGGUGGACCUGAGUUAUGACAACGCCCUGGAGGUGCUCAGGGGCAUUGCCUCUGAGACCCACCCAUCAGCGUGGGACACCAACGCCGGUGGCAGGACACCAGGCUUGCACGAGGUGUCAAAUAUGAAGGACUUGAACGGGAGCCCUUUUAUCAGCCAGGCCCUAGCCGCCUCUCCAAACCCCAUCUCUCAGGAAAGCCCCCUUUGUCCCCUGAAGGUGAGGGAGAGGCACGCCCAUCUGAUAGAGCUGGAUGGCAAGUCACACAAACCUCUGCCCCUCAGCGUGGAGAAUGACCGAGUCUUUAAUGACCUGUGGGGGAAAGGCAACGUGCCCAUGGUCCUCAACAACCCCUAUUCAGAGAAGGAGCAGAUCUGUAUACAGCAAGGCUGGAAACCCCCGAGAGGCCGCUUCGAUGUCCUGCCACUCCUGCUGCAGGCCAACGGCAACGACCCCGAGCUCUUCCAGAUUCCGCCAGAGCUGGUGUUGGAAGUGCCCAUCAGGCACCCCAAGUUCGAGUGGUUCAAGGACCUGGGGCUAAAGUGGUAUGGCCUCCCUGCUGUGGCCAACAUGCUUUUGGAGAUUGGAGGCCUGGAGUUCAGCGCCUGUCCCUUCAGUGGCUGGUACAUGGGCACAGAGAUUGGCGUCCGUGACUACUGUGACAACUCUCGAUACAACAUCCUAGAGGAAGUGGCCAAGAAGAUGAACUUGGACAUGAGGAAGACAUCCUCCCUGUGGAAGGACCAGGCGCUGGUGGAGAUCAACAUUGCAGUUCUCUACAGCUUCCAGAGUGACAAAGUGACCAUCGUGGACCACCACUCGGCCACCGAGUCUUUCAUUAAGCACAUGGAGAAUGAGUACCGCUGCCGGGGGGGCUGCCCUGCUGACUGGGUGUGGAUUGUGCCCCCCAUGUCUGGCAGCAUCACCCCUGUGUUUCACCAGGAGAUGCUCAACUACCGGCUCACCCCCUCCUUCGAAUACCAGCCUGACCCUUGGAACACCCAUGUCUGGAAAGGCACCAACGGGACCCCCACAAAGAGGCGAGCCAUCGGCUUCAAGAAGCUGGCAGAAGCCGUCAAGUUCUCGGCCAAGCUAAUGGGGCAGGCAAUGGCCAAGAGGGUCAAGGCAACCAUCCUUUAUGCUACAGAGACAGGCAAAUCGCAGGCCUACGCCAAAACCUUGUGUGAGAUCUUCAAACACGCCUUUGAUGCCAAGGUGGGUAGGGGGCAGUGCCAGCUCUCCAGCCCCUCGUGGUUCUCAGUGUUCGGCCUUGGCUCACGGGCGUACCCUCACUUCUGCGCCUUUGGACACGCCGUAGACACGCUCCUGGAAGAACUGGGUGGAGAGAGAAUCCUGAAGAUGAGGGAGGGAGACGAGCUCUGUGGGCAGGAAGAGGCUUUCAGGACCUGGGCCAAGAAGGUCUUCAAGGUAAUCACCUGCCCAGGUCUCAAGAGACCCCGGGGAGAAGUCAUGCCCCGCACGACCCACAAAGACAGAGUACCUAAACCAUCAGAAAUGGCAGAAGCGAGCUACAAGGUCAGGUUCAAUAGUGUUUCCUCGUAUUCUGACGCCCGCAAAUCAUCAGGCGAUGGGCCAGACCUCAGAGACAACUUUGAGAGCGCUGGGCCCCUGGCGAAUGACCCCAGUAGAAGUCUAUCCAGUGUCCACAAAAAGCGGGUCUCGGCUGCUCGUCUCCUGAGCCGUCAAAACCUUCAGAGUCCUAAAUCCAGUCGAUCAACCAUCUUUGUGCGUCUCCACACCAACGGAAAUCAGGAGCUGCAGUACCAGCCUGGGGACCACCUGGGUGUCUUCCCUGGCAACCACGAUGACCUCGUGAAUGCCCUGAUCGAGCGGCUGGAGGACGCACCCCCUGUCAACCAGCUGGUGAAAGUGGAGCUGCUGGAAGAGCGGAACACGGCUUUGGGAGUCAUCAGUAACUGGACGGAUGAACACCGCCUCCCGCCCUGCACCAUCUUCCAGGCCUUCAAGUACUACCUGGAUAUCACUACGCCCCCGACGCCACUGCAACUGCAGCAGUUUGCUUCCCUGGCCACCAGCGAGAAAGAGAAGCAGCGUCUGCUGGUCCUCAGCAAGGGCUUGCAGGAGUACGAGGAAUGGAAAUGGGGCAAGAACCCCACCAUCGUGGAGGUGCUGGAGGAGUUCCGGUCCAUCCAGAUGCCUGCCACCCUGCUCCUGACCCAGCUGAACCUGCUGCAGCCUCGCUACUAUUCCAUCAGCUCCUCGCCGGACAUGUACCCUGACGAGGUGCACCUCACUGUGGCCAUCGUCUCCUACCGCACCCGAGAUGGAGAAGGACCAAUUCACCACGGCGUGUGCUCCUCCUGGCUCAACCGGAUACAGCCUGAUGAAGUGGUCCCCUGUUUCGAUGACAACCGCUACCAUGAGGAUAUUUUCGGGGUCACCCUGAGAACAUAUGAAGUGACCAACCGCCUUAGAUCUGAAUCCAUUGCCUUCAUUGAGGAGAGCAAAAAAGACACCGAUGACCCCUGGGGUCACCUGGAGAGCUACACGACCUGCCCACAAGCUCCCCCGUCAGGGUCUGCUCCCUGUGGGCGAAAGUAUGUGCAGGAUAUCCUGCAGGAGCAGCUGGCGGAACCCGUGUACCGAGCCCUGAAGGAGCAAGGGGGCCACAUUUACGUCUGCGGGGACGUCACCAUGGCCGCCGAUGUCCUCAAGGCCAUCCAGCGCAUCAUGACCCAGCAGGGGAAGCUCUCGGUGGAGGACGCCGGCGUGUUCAUCAGCCGACUGAGGGGUUUUUAG